AUGUUCUCCGCCCGCAACGUUGCCCGAUCGGCACCCCGCGUCGUCUCUCGACUCUCGGGCGCCGCUCUGCGACAGACCGCCCGCCCCAGCGCCUUCAUCAAGGCCUCUUCUGCUCUGCGACCCGCUCAGUCUGCUUUCUCUACCACAGUCUUCCGAAAGGCCGCCGAGGCCGAUGGUGAGCUUCUCGCUAAGCUCGAGAGCGAGAUCAAGAUCGAGGAGGACAUGAAGGCCAGCGAGCAGGACCCUGCCAGCAUUAAGGACUUCCUGAACAACAGCGCCUUCGAGCUCAUUGACACCCCUGGCCAGGAGGUUGUCAAGCUUACCCGCAACUACGGCGAGGAGAAGAUCACUAUCAGCUUCUCCAUUGCCGAUAUCACCAACUACGACCCUUACGCUGAGGAGAACGCCCUUGAGGACGAGGGUUUCGAGGAUGAGAGCCCCCCAGGCAGCCAGCGUAGCGCUCGCGCCAACGAGGAGCUCGACGAGGAGCUUGAGGAUGACGCCGAGGAGGAGAACGCCGCCCCCAUCAACCUCUCCAUCGUCGUCGAGAAGCCUGGCAAGGCUGCCGGUGCCCUCAACAUCGAUGCCACCGCCCAGGACGGCCAGAUCGUCGUCGAGAACCUCUUCUACUACGACGACGCCAAGGUCGCCAAGGUCGAGUCCCCCGACGCCGCCCAGAAGCGCGCCGAUGUCUACCCCGGACCUCCCUUCGGCAGCCUCGACGAUGACCUACAGGUCCUUAUGGAGCGCUUCCUCGAGGAGCGUGGCAUCACCCAGGCCCUCGCCGUUUUUGUCCCCGACUACGUCGAUGUCAAGGAGCAGCGGGAGUACACUCGGUGGUUGAGCAACGUCAAGGCUUUCAUCGGUACUUAA
Messenger RNA from Fusarium sp. VM40, 873 nucleotides. NCBI's taxonomy places the organism in Eukaryota, Fungi, Ascomycota, Sordariomycetes, Hypocreales, Nectriaceae. The record is from the annotation of a GenBank genome assembly.